Messenger RNA from Sclerotinia borealis F-4128, 831 nucleotides. NCBI's taxonomy places the organism in Eukaryota, Fungi, Ascomycota, Leotiomycetes, Helotiales, Sclerotiniaceae. The record is from the annotation of a GenBank genome assembly.
AUGAUUGCCAAUUUCCACGGCAAGGAAAAACUAUCUCUCCCCGACAGACGAAACUUACGGUUUCCAAUAAAGGUGAGUAUGGCUGCUACAUUGCAAUUCUGGCAGUCGUGGACAGGAACAAAUAGUAUUCAUUAUUAUUCUCCACAAAUAUUUAACAUGGUGGGGCUUAAGGGUACAUCUGCCGGACUUUUUGCAACGGGGAUCUAUGGCGUGGUGAAAGUGUGUAUCACGGCGUGGGGACUUAUGUUUUUUGCGACGGAACGGGUGGGGAGGAAAUGGUGUUUGGGUAUUGGGGGAAUGGGACAGGCGUUCGAUAUGUUCGACAUCGGCAUUAACCAAGCUGUCAACCCCCCUCAAAAAGAAAUGUCAGACUGGUAUAUCGCCUUCGCCGUAUCAAUGGUUAGUAGAUAUGCAGCGAAUCCUGACGAACCACACAUGAAAGCAGUUGAAAGAAUCUUCUGCUAUCCACACGGGACCCUCAACUUCACCCUCCUCUUUGAAGGAGAACUCAAGGCUUUGAGUGGCACCAUAUUCAACGCAAAGGUUCUUUUCCCCUUCAGCACGGUUACAUGCCUGUUUUCCGACGACUUUGGGGGAGCAGCAGAUAUUCUAGCACUGUGGCUGACUAGUCUCAAACGCCUUGCUACUAAUAUUCCUCCCUCUGCAAAUCCCAAAAUUUUUAUUCUUGGAAGCGCUGAGACACCUGCUUUUGACGGGAGCAAAAUGACUGAGAAGUUUAUUUCAAUAUUGAGCAGAGAUAUUGCGAAACGCGGUGGGGAAAAACUAAGCAAGAGUAAUCCCUACGGCCCUACGGGCACCUCAGGAGGGUAA